Molecule: messenger RNA, 1875 nt
Organism: Lingula anatina
Lineage: Eukaryota; Metazoa; Brachiopoda; Lingulata; Lingulida; Lingulidae
Product: E3 ubiquitin-protein ligase TRIM56-like
Molecular function (GO): zinc ion binding; protein binding
Source: RefSeq, a predicted model, not a curated record
AUGGCGACCGCUUCAAUUGGAGAUGAAGACAAAAGAAGCAAGUUCCUGUGUCCCUUGUGCCAGAAAGAGACAAAACUUCCUGAAGAUGGAGUUGAUGGUUUCCUCCACAACUACUUCAUAGACAGCCUCCAGGACACUGUGCUCACACCGACCAGGAAGAAGAAAUGUGGUGCCUGUGCUGCUGACGGCGAAAAUGUUGAGGCAGUAUCCAAAUGUCUCAACUGCAGUGAGUACCUAUGUAGUCCUUGUGCCAAGUAUCAUACCCGUUUCAAAAUAUCAGUGAAUCACAAGGUCUACACCUUAGAUCAGCUACACAGUGGGGAACACCAUCAAGAGCUCCAGGAAUUCCAGAGUGUCUUCUGUCCUGAACACAAAGAAGAACCCAUCAGGUAUUUCUGUCUCAAGUGCCAGAUGCCCAUUUGCCGUGACUGCAAGGUCCUCACUCAUGAUGAACACAAGUGCACAUCCCUGGAUACUGCCAUAGAAACAGUGAAGCCUAAACUGGCAUCCAUGCUGGAAAAGUUAGACGACAAGAUCAGCGUACAAGAAAACGAUUUAACUAUCCUUCAGGCUGUGCUCAGGGACCACGAUACCAAUACCAGCUCUGUGAUGAAAGACAUCUCAGACCACAGUCGGCAUCUUCAGCAACAGAUUCAGCAGCAGGAGAAAAAGCUUCUCCAAGAAGUUCAGCAAGUCAGCGAGGCUCAUAAGAAGAACAUUACCUUGUACUUGGAGAGUUGUGAGGUCACCACGUCAACCAUGAAGAGCACCUCAGAUCUAGUAGGCAGCAUCCUGUCCCGUGGUACUCCAGCUGAGAUCCUCAUUCUACAGCAGCAAGUGGGAGACAGGUUACAGGAGCUCCUGCUGCCAUUUGGUGGUGAUGAUAUACCACAACACCUCAGCCUACAGCUACAGACCAACAAUGAUGUUGACAGAGAAGUGAACAAGGGGACAGGACUUGGGAAGAUACAACAAAACAGACAAGAUAUUCAAGGUCUUAUUUCACCAAGACUAGUCAUAACACAGAAGGCACAUAUCAAAAAUAAAUCACACAUGGUUGGUCAGGUUGUUUUGAAAUGUAACUGUCCAUGUAGUCUGACCACCUGUUCCAAGCCUCAGCAAGGAUACCUGGUGGCGGAUUACAGUGAUAACAAAGUGUGCAGAUUCAGCUCAGAUUGGCAACUCAUUUUAGAGCAAACCAAAGUUCGUUUCAGGUCAGAUUGGCCACUCAUUUUAGAGCAAACCAAAGUUCGUUUCAGGCCAUUGGACAGACCCAAUGGUAUAGCAGUACUACCUGGUGGUACCAUAGUGGUCUCUGAAUAUGGCAACAACAAACUUAUCUUCAUGUCACAGGACUUAAACCUCACUAAAGAAGUGGAUAUCAAAAGUCCUGAUGGUUUGCAUGUCACCAAGUCCAAUACCAUCCUGGUUGCCCAGCCUAAACUCAAACAAGUUGGCAUUGUUAGCAUUCACGGUGCAGUAGUGGGUACCAUAAAGCACAAUGCCUUUCAGUGGCCUUGGUAUGUGACUGUUCUUAACAAUGGGAACGUUGUUGUAUCUGAUCGCAAAGCAAAGGCUGUGUUCAUUCUGAGUCCCACUGGGUCCCUCCUCCACACCUACGCUGGCUCUGGACAGAAUAAACUCUGUGAUCCAUGCAGUGUCUGUGUUGACCAGUAUGAUAACAUUAUGGUUGCUGACCGUAACACUAACAAAAUUCACAUCAUAUCAGAUGAUGGUAAUUUUGUCCAGUUCUUAGCAACAGAAGAUGAUGGACUGCAGGAUCCUCUUGGUUUAACCAUCAACCAUAAUGGUGAUUUAGCAGUGUCUCAGAGCAGAGGGAAGGUCACAGUGUUUAGGUACUUGGAUUCAGGCUAG